This is a messenger RNA of Plasmodium malariae, 774 nucleotides long. Its product is annotated as fam-m protein. Lineage: Eukaryota; Apicomplexa; Aconoidasida; Haemosporida; Plasmodiidae. The transcript is spliced from 2 exons. The record is from RefSeq and is a predicted model, not a curated record. The coding region runs from base 1 to 774 and encodes 257 amino acids.
AUGAGACCAAAAAUUAACCUAAUAUUAUUUAUUAAAAUUUCUGUAAUUAUCCUUUUAACUUGGAUAUGUUAUUUUAACAAUGAUAUAAAGACGCUUGCCAAAUCCAUACAUAAGAAUUGUGGCCUUGAUAGAAAAUCGGAUACAAUAAAUUGUCGAUUACUAGCAAAAUAUAAACAGGAUAAGGAUUCAAAUAAUUUAGAGCUAAAGGAUUAUAUACCUAAUGAUGGAGAAUCUAAAAAAAGAAAUAAAUCUAAUAAUGAAAAAGGGAUCAAAGGAACAAAAAAACUAUCUAAUAGAAGCAUAUUAAAUAAGGCGCAAUACUAUACGGAUGUUGUGGAUUACAAUAGUGGAAUGUUUGAUGGAAAGCAUUUUCAUUUUGAAAAAAAAUGGAUAAAAAAAAAAGAUUAUGAUAAUUUUCUAAAAAAAAAAAGGAGACUUUGUGAUAUAGCAUUAAAGAAAGUAAAAUUUAAAAAUUACGUAUUUGGAGUUGCUAUAUUUUUUACUUUUUUCCUUUUGGGAAUAGGAUUACCGAUAUUACGUGGAUUUCAGUUGUCCCCUGGAAGUGCACAAGAUCAAGCAACUAUCAUAGAUGCAAACAUUUUAGAAUUUCUUAAAGAAAUACUAGGUUUACAAAAAGAAGGAUAUGUUUAUAUAUUAUUUUUUGCAGUAACAUUUAUUAUGUUAUCAAUCUUAAUUAUAGUAGCGAUUUAUAAGAUCUUAAGAAAUAAUGAAAAAUAUCAAAAAAUUAAGUUGUUGAAUGAGGGAUAUGAAUAA